UGACAGGUACGACCAGACGCCCCGCCACCUGGCCGCCAUGUUCGGCCACAAGAGCACCGAGCAGCUGCUGGCACUACACGAGGCGCAUAAACUCCCCUGCCGUGCGGGCACCACCGCCGACCAGGCAAGCCGCAACUAUGACGCCUACCUCCAGAGAUACGAGAAGCUUGGCUGCAAGGAACGCGACUCCCUGUCGCCUAUUGACCACCACGACCCAGAGCGAGUCACGUGCAAGCUCAUGGAGGCCAUCGGAGUCCAGGAGCUGUGGGAGAAGGCAAGUGAUAUCCGUGUUGAUUUUUCAGGUGGCGAGGCCCUCGAGGUGAAGGCGGCAGUGAUGAAGGAGCUGCAGUCCAUCGCCGAGAAGAUUGGAGAGAAAGAAAGCCUGUAUAAGAGUGACCUUAGGCUGGUGGGCAGCUCAGAAGAUGGGUCAAAAAUAUACUGCCCCGACGAGUUCGACGUCAACCUUGUUAUUACAAGGAAAGACGUCGAAGUCGAGGUGGAAAAGACGCCGGAAGAACAGGAAGCAUCAAAAGGUAAGUAUAAAUUGGUACUGGCCCACGCGCCAGGUCUUGAUGGAAACAUUGUGAUGGACAAGCUGUUCCUUCUCCUGCAGAAGUGUCUCGUAGAGCACACACUGCAGGACAAAAGGCUGAGCUUCGUUCCGCCCUGCCUGAGCAGCACGCAGGUGGGCGUGGCCCUCGACCUGGCCUGGCAGGGGAAGGAGUAUCCCCUCCUCCUGGUCGGUGUGGACCUCGUGCCCGUACUGGAGCUGCCAUGGCAUGACGCAAUAGCAAAACCAAAGCUCAUGAAAGACAAACCCAAAACAUUCCAUGUCAGCAAUACUGCUGACGGGUCGUGGCGAUGCAGUUUUGCCCUGUCAGAGGCAGCGGUGCUGAAAGGAUUGUCCGACAUCCAACGGCGUGUGUUCGUAAUGGGGAAGGUUUUGCUUUCCUGCCUCAAGGCCGAGCCGUGGAUGCCACAGGACAUGAAGCACCACUGCACCUGGUUUGUUAACAGGGAGUGGAAAAUCAGUACCCCAAGUGGCUUCUGCUUCAAGAACGCUUUCCUUGGGUGGCUGAGGGAUCAGCCAGCAGAACAACACGUCACCAGGGAGGAGGAGGUUCAGUUUUGCGCGAAGGCACUGAUAGCCAUUUUUAGGCAGUUGUGUGCUGUUCCCUGGGAAGAGCGUGGCAAUCUGUCGCCAGGCAAGAUCCCUGCACACUUUGGAGGAGACUUCGAAGGUGUGAAAGUUGGAGAAGGCGCUCAUCUCAUCGUGCGCUGCCUGGAGGAACACUUGGAAAAGAAGCCAGGAAAGCAUGAAGACGCUGAUAUGAAUGAAGAAACUAGAAUGCUUUGGAUUUGGUUUGCAAGGAUUUUGCAGAAUGCAAGGGUUCGUUUGGUUGAAUAGGCAUUGUUAUCACCCUCUGGAAUAGGUGUUAGAAAGGCAAUUCACAUGCCACAGACAUUAUAAUACAUUGCUUGACGUAUAUCAUGGUAACACUGAUUGUGUGUGUGUGUGUGAGAGAGAGAGAGAGAGAGAGAGAGAGAGAGAGAGAGAGAGAGAGAGAGAGAGAGAGAGAGAGAGAGAGAGAGAGAGAGAGAGAGAGAGAGAGAGAGAGAGAGAGAGAGAGAGAGAGAGAGAGAGAGAGAGAGAGAGAGAGAGUGGUGGGACAGUUAU
Molecule: messenger RNA, 1678 nt
Organism: Eriocheir sinensis (Chinese mitten crab)
Lineage: Eukaryota; Metazoa; Arthropoda; Malacostraca; Decapoda; Varunidae
Molecular function (GO): protein binding
Source: RefSeq, a predicted model, not a curated record